AGCAGGGCCUCCGCACGCGCGUAAAUCCCGCUCUUCGCAACCCAGACCGCUUCGGGCUGCGCGAGGCAACACAGGGCAGCCACAGAAGGACCGGGGGCAGCCCUCGCAGUCGCGCAGCGUCGUAAAAAGGCAAGAGGCAGCCAUGGAGCACCACGACGCCUCCGACGGCGACGAGGCGCCGAAUCCAUUUAUAGACGAGGAGGAGCCCCUCCUGGAACGACCGCAACGGCGCCGGCGACGACGACCAUACAUUGUUGCGGCCGGCGCGCUCGUCGUAAGUGCCGCCGCCUUAGCAACGCGAAGCCGCACAACAAACCUCGUAGAAAACCGGCUCCCCGUGCCCCUGGACCUCGCGAACUGCGCGAAUUUUGAUGAUGACGCGGCGAUGCGGGACGGCUGCGUGAGCAUGGACUCGGACAUCUUCUGCGGUUCACAUGAAGGCGAGCUCGGGGCGUCGGCCGACUUAUUCGCGAGCAUGCUCUCCACCGAUAAGGCGUCCUUGUUUCCUAUAUUGGCGAAUGCUCGCAAGGUCUGCGGCGCCGCCUGUGAAAACACAGAUGAAGCCUACUUCAUGCCCUGCCUCUGGGAGGCCGUGGCGCGCUUGCCCGACGUGUGUGCGGGCACCUUCGACGCCGCACCGCCAGCAGCGUCGUUCGUGAAGAGCAAACGGCCGAAGCUGUCGGAGCCCGACUUAUUGUCGUGCGACGAACACGCGUUCUGCAUGGCCUGCUCGCAGUCGCCGGGCCGGUGCAGCGCGGUCCUCGGGAAGUACGGCUCGCCCUCCGGCGGCUCGGCGGCGGUCUUCGCGUCGUCGUCGUCGCAGACGAUGGCUCUUUCUGCCUUACUUGCUGUCGGCCGGGACCUGCCCGAGCUCUGCGAGGGGCUCGGCGUGGCCUUCGUGGGGGCGGGGACCUACGCGCGAUGAUUGGAUAUACCCGGUGUCGUUCAGAAGCGGAACUCCGGGCCAAGACUCGCUCGUUCUUCUCGACUCGGUCGGUCGUCGUUCGAUUCGUAUUUUCUCGUGUAACACAUACAUUAACCUGC
Molecule: messenger RNA, 1044 nt
Organism: Pelagomonas calceolata
Lineage: Eukaryota; Pelagophyceae; Pelagomonadales; Pelagomonadaceae
Source: the annotation of a GenBank genome assembly